AUGGAGAAAGGCGCACAGCAGCAGCAGCAGCAGCAGCAGCUGUCCAGGGGCGCAGAGAGCGCGGCUGAGGACGUCUCCAAAAUCCCCGAUGAGGAUCUGCUGAAGUGGAGCAAAGACGAGCUGGUGCGGCGGCUGCGGAGGGCAGAGGCGGAGAAGAGGGGCGUCAUCGUGGAGCACGGCAAUCUGAUGCGGGAGGUGAACCGGAGGCUCCAGCAGCAUCUGAACGAGAUACGGAGUUUGAAGGACGUGAACCAGAAACUGCAGGAGGACAACCAGGAGCUGCGGGACCUGUGCUGCUUCCUGGAUGACGACCGGCAGAAGGGGAAGCGGGUGCUGCGUGAGUGGCAGCGACUGGGCCGCUACAGCGCCGGACUGAUGAAGAAGGAGGUGGCUAUUUACCUGCAGAAGCUGAAGGAGCUGGAGCAGCGGCAGGUGGAGAUCAUUCGGGAGAACCAGGAGUUCAAAGAGGUGUGCCUCAUGCUGGAGGAGGAGAGGGCUGCGGCUGUGGCUGAGGCGGGAGGUGGUGGUGGUGCAGGUGGGCAUGUUGGCGCCGGCUGCAGGAGUUCUAUCGACAGUCAGAGCAGCUUGUCUCAGCUGGGUGGAGGUGUCCCAGCGGCUGGCCUCUUGCGAGACGUUGGUGACGGGAGCAGCACCUCGAGUGCGGGAAGCACAAAUAGCCCAGACAACCCCCAGCACAAAUCCCCUACUCCGGGCUCUGCUGCCAGCCCCGGGUCUGGGCCGAGAUUUGUUUCCUCAGAGCAACCAAACAAACCAGGAGGUGUGUGUGAAUCAACAGGCAGGAGGAACAGCUCCACCUCGGAGUACCACACCUUCCCCCAGUCCUGCCGACCACGUGGAGGGUCCCUCACUAACCUGGACCCUAACAUGCUUUGGGGACAUAGCCCGGAGAAACACAGCAAGUCUCCCACAAGGGUGCCUGUCGACUCCCACCUCAAAACCUACAGCUCUGACCUAUAUGCCCAGAAACAACUGCUACUGUCAGGGCAGGCAUCAGCCGUCUGUGGGAAAGGUUCAGCCAAGUCCAGCCCAGAGCUGAGUCAGAGACAUCGGCAGGUUAACAUAGGGGGGGGGGCAAGCCGUGGGAGUCCUGAGGCCAAGCAGCCACCGAUGGGGACGCCUGAGCACCUGCGGAAAGGGCGGGUGGUUGUGGGGAGUCCGGAGUCUACACGGCAACACUACCACUGUCAGCACAGCCCCGGGGUGGAGCACAGCAAGGGGAGGUACAACAGUGGCUCCCCCAGAAGAGAGGGUGGUCAGAGGAGGGCAGUGGGGGAGGAGAUGGCCCCUCACCACCAGAGUCUGUACAACGCGCUGAUAUCUGCCGGCUGCUGCACCAACUCCUGUAGGAGUGUAAAACUUUGGGACAGGUGA
This is a messenger RNA of Limanda limanda (common dab), 1392 nucleotides long. RefSeq names its product coiled-coil domain-containing protein 85A-like. The transcript is spliced from 3 exons. The record is from RefSeq and is a predicted model, not a curated record. The coding region runs from base 1 to 1392 and encodes 463 amino acids. Lineage: Eukaryota; Metazoa; Chordata; Actinopteri; Pleuronectiformes; Pleuronectidae.